This is a messenger RNA of Bipolaris oryzae ATCC 44560, 732 nucleotides long. RefSeq lists its product as uncharacterized. The record is from RefSeq and is a predicted model, not a curated record. The transcript has a single exon. Gene Ontology annotation, biological process: phosphatidic acid biosynthetic process; triglyceride catabolic process. Gene Ontology annotation, molecular function: acylglycerone-phosphate reductase (NADP+) activity; triacylglycerol lipase activity. Gene Ontology annotation, cellular component: lipid droplet; endoplasmic reticulum. NCBI's taxonomy places the organism in Eukaryota, Fungi, Ascomycota, Dothideomycetes, Pleosporales, Pleosporaceae. Bases 1 to 732 code for a protein of 243 amino acids.
AUGACGCACUCGCCCAAGACGGUUCUCAUCACCGGCUGCAGUGUUUGCGGCAUUGGCUCAGCACUUGCCCUCGAAUUCCAUCGUCGUGGCCUGCAUGUCUUCGCUACGACCCGCAGCUUUAACAAGAUGGCCUAUCUGACCAACCUUGAUCGUGUUACGCUGUUGCAACUCGACAUGACCUCGCAAGCGAGCAUUGCCGCUGCCGCUGCUCAAGUUGACAAGACCACUGGUGGUUCCUUGUAUAUCCUCACCAACAACUCCGGCUCUCAGUAUACCACUCCAUCCAUGGAAGUCAAGCUUGAUGCUGCCCGCUCCAUGUUCGAGGUCAAUAUCUUUGGUGUUGCCGCUGUCUACCAGGCCUUCGCCAUGUUCAUCACGACCGCCCACGGAACCAUUAUCAACGUCUGUUUCAUAUCUGCUCACGUGCAGACUCCCUCUAUGGGCUUCUACAGCGCCUCCAAGACUGCCUUUGAGGUAAUGAGCGAGAAGAUCCGCCUAGAAAUGGCCCCUCUGGGCGUCCAUGUCAUAUCUCUCGUCCCCGGAGCCGUCGGCUCCAAUAUCAUGACCAACGGUGCCACCCCAGAACUCCCAGAUACAUCACCCUUCAAACCUGCUGCGAAGGGGAUGGUGACUCUAGCUAAAGAUGGAGACUGUCACGCUCGCAUGCUCACUGAAACAUUUGCCAAAAAGGCUGUAGACGAUGUGCUCAGUGAUGCUGAGGGGAAGCUGUGA